Xenopus tropicalis (tropical clawed frog) is the source of this 2645-nucleotide messenger RNA. Its product is annotated as zinc finger protein 436. Gene Ontology annotation, cellular component: nucleus. The transcript is spliced from 8 exons. Gene Ontology annotation, molecular function: DNA binding. NCBI's taxonomy places the organism in Eukaryota, Metazoa, Chordata, Amphibia, Anura, Pipidae. The record is from RefSeq and is a predicted model, not a curated record. Bases 157 to 2094 code for a protein of 645 amino acids.
UGUUACUUAACUUCUGCCAGGAGCGGCUAUUGCAGCUGUGAGGUAUGUGAUGUGGCUGAAUAAAGGGCUCUGUCUGAUCGCUCCGCACCAGCUCCCCGUACCCAGAGCUGUGGGCUCCUUAUAUAACCCCUCGGUAUAUGGAGGCAGGCUAGCGCCAUGACAAAGUGUAUCGUGAAGGGGUGUUCCAACACCACUCAGAAGAACAGCGGCGUCACGCUUCAUGGUUUCCCCAACUCGCUCAGCGCUAUUAAGCUGUGGCUGGAACAGACUGGCAAUGAUUUUGGGGAUCUGGACGCCUUCGCCAAACGCGUCCUUGACUCGAGGAGCAGGUGGAUAUAUCGAAUGUGCUCCAAGCAUUUCUCCCCGCAGAGUUACAUCUGGAGCGGUAAGAAGCUGAUUCUGAGGCCGGACGCCGUGCCCACCAUAUUCCCAGGGAAAAUGAACAGAUACAUCAUGGAGGAUGUGCUGGGUUUUACACGGUCAGAGAGCGCACAAGUGGAGAUGCAGUUGCAGCUGGAUUCCAUUACACAACAACAUGGUGGACACCAUCCGACGGCACUCUGUAAGUGUCAGACCUCCGAAGCUCCAAAAACAAGCAAAACUGAACAUCGACAUAAAGAGGAGGUAAAACAGGCACCAACGCCCGCCACGGGCAAGGUCAUGGUGGACAAGUCAACCAACACUGAUCCCAUGGUGGGUAAGGCGGACAAAGGCACGCUGUGGCCUGAGUUCGAAUACAAUUUCGACGGCGAGCCAUGGAAGAUAAAGCACGAUCACUUUUACCCUCACGUCCGCUUGGCAAAAGACCCUAAGAAAAGAGGGAGGCCAUCGAAGCACAGGGACUCUUUCUGGUGCACAAACGAUUAUGAAUCAAUUAAGAACUCCCUUAACCACAAGCAUCGUUAUCCGCUGACCGACUCACCCUACAUCUUCAUUGAGAGGGAUUAUUUUGAUGCAGACAUGGUACCCAUAACAUCCGGGGACAUGGCCGUCUUUUUCUCCAGAGAAGAAUGGAAGUACAUAGAAGAACACAAGGAGGACUACCAGGACAUGCUGCCCGAUGAGCCGCCCUUCAGCAAGUUCCGCCUCCCGCAGGGCUGGGGCCCAGAUAAUCCCAAAGAUGAGCCGGCAGCUACAGAAGUCAGUUUUCCGACGCCUGCAUCUCCAGAAGAUUCCAAAGAAAGAAUGCUGAUUACAGAAGAUGGUCUGUAUACUUCCCUGCACUAUGAUGCCGCUCCUACCAGUCCCCCAGAGCACAUUAAAGAAGAAAUAGAAGAAAUUCAUAUAUCAGACAAGGGCUUCCCGGAGCCUAAGAGUGAAUGCACGGAUUAUCCUGCAGAUGAAGUGAAAGAAGAAAUGGAGGAAUGUUCCAUUACAGACAGAGAUUUGGGGCAAAACCUGGAUUAUUCAUCAGAUGACUUCUUUCCCGAAGAGAGAAAAAGAGCUAACAAACAAGUCCAGUCCAAUGAAGACGAAGAUGCCACAGCUCCUGGCUUGAUGGGGGAAGAGAACUCCCAUGAAACCGACACAAACAAUAAAAAGAGCCCUUGUGCCGGCGCCUCUCCCACCAACAAUGCCGGGGAAGGGGAGGGAAAGGAGGAGAACAGGAAUGCGUCGGAUCUAGACCUUGAAGAGGAGGAGGGAGGCUUGUGGCCCCGUAAGUGCAAAUUCUGCAGCACUUGGUUCUCUAACUAUUUCCAGCUUUCUCUCCAUUUAAAAACCCACGCCGUCAAGAAGCUCCUGAAGUGCCCGACGUGCCAGAAAAGCUACAAGUUCCAAUCCCAGCUCAUCACCCAUCAGAAAACGCACAGAGUCAAGCAGCGGGUUUACACCUGCCCCGUAUGCCAUGUCCAAUACGCACAGAAGUACCAGUUUGCUGCCCACAUGCGCAUCCACCCUGGCGAGAAGCCGCACAUGUGUGACGAGUGCGGCAAGUGCUUUGCCCAGAAGGGUUCCCUGGUUCUGCAUCAGAAGAAGCACAAAGGACUGAGCCCGUUCAAAUGCAAACAGUGCGGGAAGCAGUUCGAUAAAAGGUAUAAGCUUGUAAAUCACCAAAAAUGCCACCGAACGGAAAAAAAUCCCACUAACAGUUGACGGUUGGGUGUACUUGCCCUUGAGCCGGUACAUACAGAAUGACAAUUCAGCAUUGAUUUCUCUGCAGUCAGCCUGGAAAACACUCGCCGUCUGGCUGUCUUGGCAGGAAAUGAUCUCUGCACAUUAUCCCAGUGUGUUGCUUGGGCUCCUGUUGGACUACAGGCUGUGAAUGAUGGGAAAUGUAGUCAGAGAGUCACGUGAGGGUAACCCAGGUGUAUUUAACAGCAGUACAGUCGGUUGUAAUAAGAUUGCAUUCCUUAGAAGCCAGGGGGAAAAGGGAUGCCACAGCUGCCAUUGAGAAUAUUGGCCAUAUAAUCCGACCAAUCGUAUCCUUAAAGAGGAUCAUCAUAUCCUUAUAUAGAGGAUAUUUGUAGCUUUCCCCCCCCACACACUUUUUUAUGGCAAACUACAGUGUCUUCAAGGAUCCAGAUUGUCGGUGUAUGCCUGCUGUGUCCUUGAUUUAAAGAACCAGUGUAUGGUGUGGGGGCGGAGCUUGUUCUUGGCGAUGCUCUGUAUUGUUUGGAGAUUAAAUGUCACACCUUUAUGAUUAA